CCGAAACCUCAGCAGCCCUGAACGCUUUGCAGGUUAUCAUGGUGAUAACACACACAUCUUCCCUGGCCUGAGCCCCUGCUGCAGCAACAAAGGAUUUGUAUUGCUUCAUGAAAACACACACCGAGUCCCAUGCAGUGCGGAUCCCCGCCGCCGGAGUGUUAGCCCAGAUUGGAGGAAGGACAUAGCGUGUGACCGCCAUGGCAGCGUCGGAGCUGUACACAAAGCGUGCUCGGGUGUGGAUCCCUGAUGCAGAGGAGGUGUGGAAGUCUGCUGAGCUGAACAAUGACUACAAAAAUGGCGACUCCUCCCUGCAGCUCAUGCUGGAGGAUGGAACGAACAUUGAGCACAAACUCGACCCCAAGACGAAGAACCUGCCUUACCUGCGAAACCCUGACAUCCUGGUGGGAGAGAAUGACCUCACAGCGCUCAGCUACCUCCACGAGCCGGCCGUGCUGCACAACCUCAAAGUCCGCUUCAUCGACUCCAAGCUCAUCUACACCUACUGCGGAAUCGUCCUGGUGGCCAUCAACCCGUAUGAGACGCUGCAAAUCUACGGAGCGGACAUCAUCAACGCCUACAGCGGCCAGAACAUGGGAGAUAUGGACCCUCACAUCUUCGCUGUGGCAGAGGAGGCUUACAAACAGAUGGCCAGAGAUGAAAGGAACCAGUCGAUUAUUGUGAGCGGGGAGUCCGGAGCAGGAAAGACGGUAUCAGCCAAAUACGCCAUGAGAUACUUUGCUACGGUCAGCGGCUCCACCAGCGAGGCCAACGUGGAGCAGAAAGUGUUGGCCUCCAACCCCAUCAUGGAGGCCAUUGGAAAUGCAAAGACCACCCGAAACGACAACAGCAGUCGCUUUGGGAAAUACAUCGAGAUCGGCUUCGACACUCGCUUCCGUAUCAUCGGCGCCAACAUGAGAACAUAUCUGCUGGAGAAAUCACGAGUGGUGUUUCAGGCGGACGAGGAAAGGAAUUACCAUAUCUUCUAUCAGCUCUGUGCAUCAUCCCAUCUGCCCGAGUAUGAGAAACUAAAGCUCAGCAGUGCAAACGACUUCCUGUACACCAAGCAGGGCCGCAGCCCUGUUAUCGAAGGCGUGGACGACACCAAGGAACUCUGCUCCACUCGCAAUGCCUUCACUUUGCUCGGUAUUAAUGAGUCCUAUCAGAUGGGGCUGUUCCAGGUUUUGGCUGCUAUUCUUCAUCUUGGAAAUGUGGAAGUAAAGGACAGAGACUCAGACAGCAGCAUCAUUCCACCCAACAAUCACCACCUGACUGCGUUCUGUGAGUUGGUCGGCGUGACCUACCAGGAUAUGUCUCAGUGGCUGUGCCACAGGAAGCUGAAGACGGCCACAGAGACGUAUGUCAAGACGCUCCCUCGCCUGCAGGCCACCAACUCCCGUGACGCGCUCGCCAAACACAUCUACGCCAAGCUCUUCAACUGGAUUGUGGAGCACGUUAACAAAGCGCUGAUCACCAACAUCAAACAGCACUCCUUCAUCGGAGUCCUGGACAUCUACGGGUUUGAGACGUUUGAGAUCAACAGCUUUGAGCAGUUCUGUAUCAACUACGCUAAUGAGAAACUCCAGCAGCAGUUCAACAUGCAUGUGUUCAAGCUGGAGCAGGAGGAGUACAUGAGGGAGCAGAUCCCCUGGACUCUGAUCGACUUCUACGAUAACCAGCCCUGCAUCAACCUCAUAGAGGCUAAAAUGGGCAUCCUGGAUCUGCUGGACGAAGAGUGCAAGAUGCCCAAAGGUACGGAUGAUUCUUGGGCUCAGAAACUUUACAACACACACCUGAAGACCUGCUCCCUCUUUGAGAAGCCACGCAUGUCCAACCGCGCCUUCAUCAUUCAACAUUUUGCUGACAAGGUGGAGUACCAGUGUGACGGUUUCCUGGAGAAGAACAAGGACACAGUGAAUGAAGAACAGAUCAAUGUGCUGAAGGCCAGCAAGUUUCCCCUGCUGGUAGAGUUGUUCCGGGAUGGGGAGAAAGCCACCAGUCCCACGGGUCAGGCCCCCAGCACCGGAGGACGGACCCGCCUCAGCGUCAAACCUGUGAAGGGCCGUGAGAGCAGCAGCAGGGAGCACAAGAAGACUGUCGGCUGCCAGUUUCGUAACUCCCUGGCGAUGCUGAUGGAGACUUUGAACGCGACCACCCCGCACUACGUACGCUGCAUCAAACCCAACGACUUCAAGUUGGCCUUCUCGUUUGACCCGAAGCGUGCGGUGCAGCAGCUCAGAGCCUGUGGUGUCCUGGAAACCAUUCGCAUCUCUGCUGCGGGUUUCCCAUCCAGAUGGACGUACCAGGAGUUCUUCAGCCGUUACAGAGUGCUGAUGAAGCAGAAGGAUGUGUUACCUGACAAGAAGUUGACCUGCAGAAAUGUUCUGGAAAAACUUGUGGAGGACCAGGAUAAAUAUCAGUUUGGUAAGACCAAGAUCUUCUUCAGGGCCGGUCAGGUGGCCUACCUGGAGAAGUUGAGGGCAGAUAAGUUGCGUGUCGCCUGCAUUCGCAUCCAGAAAACCAUCCGCUGCUGGCUGGAGCGCAAGAGGUAUCUGCGCAAACGCAGCGCCGCCAUCACCAUCCAGAGGUUCACCAGAGGAUACCAGGCCCGCCGCCUUGUCAAGUACAUGCGUCGCACGCAGGCAGCCACCACCAUCCAGAAGUACCAGAGGAUGAUUGUGGAGAGGAAACGCUACCGGCAGAAGCAGGCUGCUGCUCUCGUCAUGCAGACCAUCCUCAGAGCGUACAUGGCCCGGCAGAAGUACCAAUCGUUGCUGCGGGAGCAAAAGGUGGUGAUCAUCCAGAAGCGUGUGCGCGGCUGGUUGGCUCGCUGCUGGUACAAGCGCUGCCUCGAAUCCAUCGUCAUCCUGCAGUGCUGCAUCCGCAGGAUGAGGGCCCGGCGCGAGCUGAAGAAGCUAAAGAUCGAGGCUCGCUCCGUCGAGCACUUCAAGAAGCUCAACAAAGGCAUGGAGAACAAGAUCAUGCAGCUGCAGAGGAAGAUCGACGAGCAGACCAAGGACAAUCGGAUUGUCAAAGAGAGGUUCGUCGGUCUGGAGACUUCCUUCACAGUGGAGAGCGAGAAGCUUCGUGCCGAGGUGAACCGGCUGCGCGGGGUGGAGGAGGACGCCAAGAACAAAGGCAUCCAGCUGUGCUCGCUGCAUGAGCAGCUGGAGAAGCUGAAGAAGGAGCUGAGCACCACACAGAAAGAGAAGAAGACCAUCGAAGACUGGGCCAAAAACUACAGGGAGGAAAUGGAGAAGAUGGUCACGGAGCUGAAGGAUCAGAAUGGCACGCUGAAGAAGGACAAGGACGACCUGAACAGGAUGAUUCAGGAACAGAGUCAGCAGAUGACAGAGAAAAUGGCCCGUACGAUCGCACAGGAGACCCAGCAGCUGGAGACGGAUCUGAACGAGGAGCGAUCUCGCUACCAGAAUCUGCUGAGGGAGCACCUGCGCCUGGAGGAGAAGUACGACGACAUGAAGGAGGUGAUGGCUUCCUCGAACGCCUCCAAGCCUGGCCACAGGAGAACAGAUUCCACGCACAGCAGCAACGAAUCAGAGUACACCUACAACUCCGAGUACGCCGAAUUGGAGGAAGGUUCCCGUGCUGCGGAAGAUGUGACUCGGGGAAUAGACACGUCCCUAACACUGAAGCUGCAGAAACGCCUCACCGAGCUCGAGCAGGAGAAGCAGUCGCUGCGCAACGAGCUGGAAAACAAAGAGGACCAGUUCCAGCGGGCUAGAGCCAGGGAUGACGUUGAGUUUAAAAAGGCUCGCGGGGCAGAGCUGGAGUACGAGUCACUGAAGCGCCAGGAGCUGGAGUCAGAGAACAAGAAGCUGAAACAUGACCUGGCGGAGAUUAGGCAAAGCCUGCUGGGUAACGCUGCUACAGGUGCCGGGGCCCCGGGCUCCCCAGCCUACAAGGUGGUGUUAGAGCAGCUGAACUCCUCCUGUGAGGAGCUGGAGGUCCGUAAGGAGGAGGUACUGAUCCUGCGCUCACAGCUGGUCAGCCAAAAGGAAGCUAUGCACCACAAGGAAACCAUGACCGAGCCUUCAGUCUACGCUGAGGAUGUUUCCAAACUGAAGGACUCUGAUGAAAUCAAGCAAGCCUACGUAGGACUUAAAGACACCAACAGAUCUCCUAGGUUCAUGCGUAAGCCGUUGGAAGUCAGUGAUCUCCUGAGUAGGCUGAGAUCUGCCGCUCCAGACCUCCAUAAGCUGAAUGAGGAUGGAGAGCUGUGGCUGGUUAAUCAGGGCUUAAAGGAAACCAUCAGGUUACUGGAGCACCAGCUGCAGACUCAGCGCAGAGGCUACGAUAACGAGGUGGAGUCGUUGCGUGGCGAGCUGCAGAACGUGAAGGAGGAGAACAACCGUCAGCAGCAGCUCUUAGCCCAAAACCUCCAGCUGCCUCCAGAGGCCCGCAUCGAAGCCAGCCUGCAGCACGAGAUCACCCGACUCACCAACGAGAACCUGGAGCUCCUGGCUGAGGACCCAGAAGCAUCCCGAGAGGCUCGUGUCAUCAUUUUACGACGGAUGGUUGAUCUAAUGGAGCAGCUGGAGAAGCAGGACCGAACCAUCCGCAAGCUGAAGAAGCAGCUGAAGGUUUACUCCAAGAGGAUCGGAGAGAUGGGAGCGGGUCAAACCGAGGGACAGACGUCUCCGGGACAGAUGGUGGAUGAGCCAAUUCAUCCUGUCAACAUUCCCCGCAGGGAGAAAGAUUUCCAAGGGAUGCUGGAGUACAACAAGGAGGAUGAGCUCAAACUGGUCAAGAACCUCAUCCUGGAGCUGAAGCCUCGAGGCGUAGCUGUGAAUCUGAUCCCAGGUCUGCCGGCCUACAUCCUGUUCAUGUGUCUGCGGCAUGCGGACUAUGUCAACGAUGACCAGAAGGUCCGCACCCUGCUCACCUCCACCAUCAACAGUAUUAAGAAGAUCCUGAAGAAACGAGGAGACGACUUUGAGACCGUCUCCUUCUGGCUGUCCAACACAUGCCGCUUCUUGCACUGUCUGAAACAAUACAGCGGAGACGAGGCCUUCAUGAAGCACAACACGCAGAGGCAGAACGAACACUGCCUGUCCAACUUCGACCUGGCAGAGUACCGACAGGUGAUCAGCGACCUGGCCAUCCAGAUCUACCAGCAGCUCAUCAAAUGCAUGGAGAACAUCCUGCAGCCCAUGAUAGUCUCUGGGAUGCUGGAGCACGAGACCAUCCAGGGCGUGUCGGGGGUGAAGCCCACAGGUCUCCGUAAGCGGACGUCCAGCAUCGCCGACGAGGGCACCUACACCCUGGACUCCAUCCUGCGGCAGCUCAGCGCUUUCCACUCCACCAUGUGCCAACACGGCACCGACCCCGAGCUCAUCAAGCAGGUGGUGAAGCAGCAGUUCUACAUCAUCGGAGCCGUCACCCUCAACAACCUGCUGCUGCGCAAGGACAUGUGCUCCUGGAGCAAGGGCAUGCAGAUCAGGUACAAUGUGAGCCAGCUGGAGGAGUGGCUCAGAGACAAAGGUCUGAUGGUAUGUGGAGCUAAGGAGACGCUGGAGCCUCUGAUCCAGGCCGCUCAGCUGCUGCAGGUGAAGAAGAAGACGGACGAGGACGCCGAGGCCAUCUGCUCCAUGUGCCUGGCCCUCACCACGGCUCAGAUCGUGAAGGUCCUGAACCUCUACACUCCAGUCAAUGAGUUUGAGGAGAGAGUAUCAGUUUCAUUCAUACGAACCAUACAGACUCGUUUGCGGGACCGUUGUGAGAGUCCCCAGUUGUUGAUGGACACCAAGAUGAUUUACCCGGUCACUUUCCCGUUCAGCCCGUCCUCCCUCGCUCUGGAAACCAUCCAGAUCCCAGGCUCGCUCAACCUGGCGUUCCUCACACGCGUCUAAACCACACGGCCCCACAGGAGGGCGGAGAAUUUGAUGUAGUGGCCACAUGACACUCACUAGAACCACAAAGACUUUCUACUACACAAUCUUCAAAAGAGAUAUAAAUAAAGAAAAAACACUCAAAAAUAAACACUAUUUGAGCAGUUAUGUGUAAUAAUGACCUGAAAAGCUUCUAAUUCAAAACACGGUUUCCAGUAAAGAGUCGCUGGUCUGAAUCUGGAUACUGACUCAUAAAAUUAAACCCUGAACCACAACCACAUUCUGAACUUUAUGACAUGCAUCUGUACAAAACAUACAUCCUCUGAACGUACACAUGCACGCCUACACUUCUGUGUCACAAAGCGCACAGAUACACUCGCUGGUCUAAAUGUCAUCCAUCCACUGCUUGUAAAAACGCUCGCCUCUUAGAGAAGCCACAGGGCCGGAUCAAUGCCUCCAGUGCUCGCGCUCCAUCGUGUCCGUUUUAGUGGACCCCAGCUUCCAACUCUGUGUGUAAACUCGCUGUAAGAUCUCGUCAUCGUGUCGUUCUCCGGAGAGAAUGUAACAUAUCGAAGGUGUAGAGUCCUCAGAAAGAGAAAUAACUUGAUGAGGUUGAUAUGUCGGGUCUCAAAGUGAAUUUUGAUUCCACCUAGUGAGUGAUAGCCAUGCUAAAGUUAGCGCUCUCCACCCCCAUGUUGAGGUAACCUGGACCGGGGAUUCCUCUCUGAACAUCGUCUGUACCAUAUUAUUUAUACAUAUAUAAAUAUGAAUAAUAUAUAUAUCAUGUAUUUUAUUUAUUGCAUUUACUCCGUCCCCACCCUCCCUUUUUUAGAUUAGAAGCUUUCUCCUCUGAUAUAUGAAGGAUAGGAUCAUGAUUUCCCAGGAUAAACAGCGCUGUAAGGACGGAUUUUGCUCCAUUGUAGGAUAUUUAUGUCUAUCAGGUAAAUGAUGUAGUGUAGUUUAAGUAGUGCGAGCAGAGAUGAUUAUUUCUUAGGUGAAGUCUUAACUUAGAGAUGUGGCUUUACCGUGUUUAUCAUGCAUUUCCUGCAGAUGAGUCGCAGCGCGGGUUUUAACUGAGGAGCGAUUUAGAAAGUUGAAGGUUUGACAAGGGUUUAACAUGCUGCAAUCUGUGCUGUUUACAGCUGUGACCAGAGCUCAAAGAAAACACUGGCACAAAGAUAUGAAGUCACACACACACACACACACACACUCUGCUUUCUGCUGUAUCACCGGGGGAUUGUUUGCACUGUGAGCGUGUUACUCUCCCUUCUCAUCUUCUCUGGUCAAAGCCUGUUUUUUUUUAUCAUCAAUGUGGAACUAUUUAUUUCAGUAUUAUCAUUUUCUUUAGUAUCAAAGUUAUGUAUGUCGUGAAGCAGCCAUGUAUCACUGAGCAGAAAGGACACAAAAUCUCUCUCUGAAGUUGGUUUUUGGGAAGCUUUUCUUGAAUAUAUAUAUGUUUUAUUCCCACAAAAAACUGCAGCUUUGGGUCCAAUUUCUCUCUCCUGUUUUCAUUUAUGUCCAUCCUAUGCCUUCCUGUUCAGCGGCCAACACAACACAACAUAGGCCUUUAUUACCAAAAAACAACAGAAUAUGUGCAACUGUUUUCCAUUUCAAUUGCACUGCAGGGUUAAAUGAAGGUUUACUGAAAAAAGAUAUUUUAUUCUUUUUUUAAAUAUGUUUCAGUCACAUUUGCUACAGUCAGUAUGGCUAAAUUGCUGCUGCUGCCCUCGUAUAAGAAGCAUGAGCUAGGCUUUACUAGUCAUUAGAAAUAAACCUGCACGCUUUUGUUUUGUUGUUUUCUUCUACAGAGAAACAUCUUUGUAGUCUUUAGAUUGGAGAGUGAGGGAAUCUGCCCAUGUGGUUACAAAAAGUCUCUUGUCUGCGUUCACAUUGUCCUCGCUGCCUCGUGUUCAGCACUUUUUUCCCCCUUUUACUUCCUGUUGUGCCAUUAGUAUUAACAGCAAGUUGCCUCUUACCCUCAUGUGAACCUUAUGUUGUCCUCAUGGCCUUUCACACACAUAUUUCACUUGGAUAGAAUGUUUGGUGCUUAAAAAUAUAGGUGGAUGUGAAUCGUCUCCUAAAACUGAACUCGGUACGUUUUAUUUUUAAUGUUUUGUUCCUUCAAAAACCAACCAACAUUCAAACAAAUGGGGUUUUUUUUGCAUUUGCAAUAUCAGUGCACUUGCUCUGGUGGACAUUUAAAUAUUUAAACAUCUUCAAAAUUGUAAGUGGAGUAAAGAGAAGUUAGUAUGUGAAGUUUGUGUUGCACUUGUAUUUGAGAAUAAUUGAAUAUCCGAAUGCUCUCAUUGGGACCACAUGUUGUCAAUCUGCCUUUUUGUUAUAUUAUAUAGGUAGUAUGGUUUUGUGUAAAGAGUACAUAUCUGUGGCAAGGAAGAAUUGGAUUUAUUUAGCAUAUGAAUGUUUCAAGUUGUUAAUGAAGUGUUUUAGCUGCACAUUUUUGGUCAAAGCCUUAUCUGAAUAUUUGCGAUCUGAUUGACUCAAACACACGAUCGUCAUUGUGUCCGUCCAGGGGUUUUUGUGCCACAGGGUUGCACUGUUUUGCCAUUAGUCCAAAAUGCAUUUUUUAGACAUUGCUGAGGAAGACAGAUAAAUAAUAGAUGGACAAGGACUGUAAAAAGAAACACUCCCCACACCUUCCUACUGAACUGCAACCCAUUAAGCUUCCUCUACCACAUUCCCUAUGCGAGUGGGCGCUUCACUUCCUUAAUCAGUGAUUUCUUUUGCAGUUUUAUUCAAAUUAUCAAUUGAUGCAAGCCACAGGAGGGAAGACACUUGGGAAAUGUGUGGAUGCAGCACCAGCUUUCCCACACUUGCUCAGACUAUCUGAUGUAUGAGGAGUAGUUUCAGAGGAGAGUUAGAAAACAUUUGAGUUCAUGUGUUUGUAUCGUUGAGCAGCGUUUUGUUCCCCUGGGCUUCUCUUGGGCUGUCAAACAGAAAUAAGCGUCAUUCCUUUACUCUGCGAUUUUACACGAAGGGGAGAGUUGGUUGUACGAUACGACGUAGACAUUAUAAAUGACCAUUGUUCUUAUCAGCAUUAGCGUUGAUUGUGCCAUUUUAAAUAUUGUUAAAAACUGAUCAUAUAUCAUCACCUCAGCUGUCGUAGUACCGGUGUGAACAUGCUGGUACCAGAUGUUCCCUCUGACCCAUGUGUACAUUUGACAAACUGGACUGUUUGUAGUUUCUGGUAGCUGUGCUUAGUGAAUGUGUUCACCGUUAAGAAACCAAGAAACUUGGAAUAAAUUGUCAAAUCUGUAAAAGUAAAAUAAAAGAAUACAGCACUGUU
This is a messenger RNA of Eleginops maclovinus (Patagonian blennie), 9150 nucleotides long. It is a transcript of the gene myo5aa, whose product is annotated as myosin VAa. NCBI's taxonomy places the organism in Eukaryota, Metazoa, Chordata, Actinopteri, Perciformes, Eleginopidae. Gene Ontology annotation, cellular component: actin cytoskeleton; vesicle; cytoplasm. The record is from RefSeq and is a predicted model, not a curated record. Gene Ontology annotation, biological process: vesicle transport along actin filament; actin filament organization. Gene Ontology annotation, molecular function: actin filament binding; ATP binding; microfilament motor activity.